CUUUUAGUGAUGAUGGUGGUGAUGACGAUGAUGGAGAUGACUAUAUCUUAAAGAUGAUGACAGAAGCGACAACACAACUAACAAACAGAUCGUCUCAUCAUUAGAUUGGUUGGUAUACACACAGUACACUAUCUAACUCUCUAUUGUUUAAAAAUGCCAGUGUAAUAAAAUCAUUGAUGAAAAGUUAACAGAAAUAAGUUAUUAUGAUAAUGACGAUUACUCCGUUUCUUCCUCCUCCUCCUCCUACUACUACCACUACUUGUGAUGAUGAGUAGACAAAUCCAAAUUUAACAUUGACAGUCUUAUUUGGGAACAGGAAAGCCAGAAACGGUGGUAACUAUUAUGCACAUGAAUUAUUCAUAAUUAUCUCUUAUUCGAAUAUAUUUGUUUUUAUACACGCGUAUACUAGUUAUAUAAAUAUAUAUGUACAUCGACAUAUACAUAUACAUGUACAUUUAUAAAUGCAAAAUGCAUGAAUUACAUACAAUUGACUGACAUUACAACAAAGAGGAGAAGAUAUUUAUAACGCUACAGUUUGGGUUUGUUUUUCUGCUGUCCCCAUUUUUUUUAACGCUUACCUGCCUGUAAGCAGCAUGACCGUGUAUGAAUUAGAUUUUAUGCGAUAGAGAGAGACACGUACACACACACACACACGCGUGCACACACAGACCCAUAAUCACAGGGAACACGUCAUAUGUUUGAAGGGAAAACGUCAAAGUAUAUAUAUAUAUUAUUAUGCCAAUCAUCAGAUUUCAUUGUCAUUAGCAAAGAUCACCUAAUAUAUAUAUCUCUAUACUACAUGUUUCCAAACUAUUAAUGACAUGAGAAAAAAGAGCUGAGGACUUAUAAAUUUUAUUUUUAUACAUAAUUAUCAUAAGUGCGACUAACUUGUCAACGAUUUGUCUGAGUUCUGUAUACAUAUACAUCUACAUGAACAUACUACUGAAUAUCUGAGGAUUACGUUGGACGUAUAUGUAUUAAAAUUUGGAAUUAUAAACGUGUAGAACCACAGACAUUCACACACACAUAUGACUGUUCCAGGAUGAAGUUUUCAUUUGAUUUUAUUGAAGAAAAAAUUGCUUCUGUUUGGGAAUUUAAACUCAAACAUAGCGACAGAUAAAUUCAUCAAGUGGUGAAGUACAGAAGCAAAAUCAUCUCUCAUUUUCAGUAAAAUAUGCCGGAACAACCGACAGAUUAUCGUGUAGCUGUAUUUGGUUCUGGUGGAGUUGGUAAAACAUCCCUUGUGCUUCGUUUUGUACGUGGAACAUUUCGUGAAACAUACAUACCGACAAUAGAGGACACUUACAGACAGGUUAUCAGUUGUAAUCGACAAGUGUGUACAUUACAGAUCACUGAUACAACCGGCAGUCAUCAAUUCCCUGCUAUGCAACGGUUAAGUAUCACUAAAGCUCAUGCAUUUAUCCUUGUCUAUUCAAUAACCAAUAAAGCAUCAUUCGAUGAAUUACAACCAUUGUACACUGAGCUAGCAUUAAUCAAAAUGGAUGAAUUACCCAAAGUACCAAUUAUGCUAGUUGGCAAUAAAGUUGACGAGAAUGAUAAUCGUGAGGUGAGCACUGCACACGGUAGAGCAUUAGCUCAAAAAUGGAAAUGUGGAUUUAUGGAAACCUCAGCAAAAUCAAAUUUUAACGUGAAAGAAGUAUUUCAAGAACUACUGAAAAUGGAAACUCGACGUAAUAUGACACUAGUUGGUGAAAAUAAAUCCCGAUCACGAUUCUCUUUUUUAUUUAAACGUCGUGUCAAUGAAAAUCAAACAAAUGAAACCAUUGGUGUACUUAGUGGGAAUAAUUUUAACCCCAGUGCUAGUGGUUCUGCGUCAAUUAUUGAUGCACUGGAUAUGCCGACACAGCUAAGUACUACUACAAGUACACAACUGAAUAUGCAAUCAGAACAGGCUACUACAUCGGCUGCUACAUCGAGUAUUAAAAAGACUUCCUCCUCAAAGUUAAAAAGAUUUCUAAGCAUUAAAGCCACUUCAGAAGCUAAUACAAACCUGAAAAAAGAUAUGAAUGGAGAUUCCGCAUAAAUCUUACAUAUACAAGCAUAUUUUGUAAAAUGUUUUAUGUUUUUAAACC
Trichobilharzia regenti is the source of this 2093-nucleotide messenger RNA. The record is from the annotation of a GenBank genome assembly. Lineage: Eukaryota; Metazoa; Platyhelminthes; Trematoda; Strigeidida; Schistosomatidae.